Messenger RNA from Quercus robur (English oak), 956 nucleotides. Its product is annotated as 50S ribosomal protein 5 alpha, chloroplastic-like. Lineage: Eukaryota; Viridiplantae; Streptophyta; Magnoliopsida; Fagales; Fagaceae. The transcript has 3 exons. The record is from RefSeq and is a predicted model, not a curated record. Bases 110 to 568 code for a protein of 152 amino acids.
UCUUCUUUGCCAUUGCCGGGAGACAAAAAGAGAAAAAACUCAAAAACCAAAAGAAAACCAAAGAGAAGCAGAAAAAAGGAAACAAAGAAAGAGAGAGAGAGAGCGCGCAAUGGCUCUCCUCGUUAGCUACAGUACUGUCGCGUGUUUCUCUUCUUUGUCAACUUCAUCUUCUAUGUCAUCAUCAUCGUCACCAUAUUCAAUCUUGCCUAUCACUACAAAUCCAGUUUCUAGGCUUCUCAUGAACCCCAUUGAUCAGCAUGCUAAAUCAUUCGAUGGAGCCUGCACUUAUGCACCCAUUAUGACCAAGAAAAGAGCUGGAACCAUUGCUAAGGUAUCUUCUGAAAUUCAUGAUGGUGGUGAGUCCCAGUCAGAAAGUGAUGGUGAUGUGGAUUUUCCACUUGAAAAACUUCCACUGGAUUCAAAACUGCAACGGAAGCUGGAGCACAAGAUGAAACUGAAAUUGUGGAAGAAGAUAAGGCUUCGAAAUAAAAAGCUCAUGAGGAAAAGGAGGAUGAGGAAGAGAGGCUGCUGGCCUUCUUCAAAGAUGAAGAAGUUGACUAACAUCUGACCCUUGCUUCAAAGUUAACUUGCAGACUACUAAGUUGGAGAUUUCCUCAGCAGCUAACUCUUCCGACAUUUUCUUCCUGUUUGCUCAAUCACUUUAGUGCCUGUGAAUAUGUUGAAUGAAGACCAUUUGAACAUGUUACUCCUAUUAAGGAAGCCCAUGGACUUAGUUACUGAUUGAUUUUGUUAGCCCUCCCUGACCGAGCCAUUCCCUUCUAAUUGCUUUCAUUUGUCUAGGCAAUUUGUUUAAGGCCUAGUGGAGUUGUUAUUUUGGGUUCUUUCUACUGGUACAUAUAGAUAUAGUAUCAUUCUUCUGUAAUGACACACCUCUGUCAAAGUACUGUGUUUGUUGCUUCCUUCUUUCUAGUCGUGCUGGCUUUCUUUAGUUUAAA